AAAGAAAGAAAGAAAGAAAGAAAAGAGAAGAAAAGAAAAACGAGAUUGGUGAGAGUGCUCUAGUUUUUUCUCUUUUCACCUCAUCUCGACCCGUCAUACUCUCUCUUCCACCUCUGUUUGUUUGCUGAAAACAAAAGUUGGAGCUGAACUAACUAAUGAUAGCUUGUAUAUCCUUAACUUGAUUUUGUCAUCUAACUAGUGUUUCUUUGAGCACUCGAAGUGAGCAGUUCAAACCUCCAAAGUCUCACCAUAUCAUAUACAACUCAGCCAUCCUGGUACCUUGGAUGCAGCGAGAUGCCGCGGAAUCAAAGUGAGCUUCUUAACUAAUGCUAAUGGCUCAGCAAGCUUGUGAACUCUCCGUCUUCCUUCAACAUGUCAGAAUUAAAGGAAGUCAAGCCGUUUUUAUACGGAUGAAGUCCCACUUACCCGAUUCGGCAAUUUUGACCACAUUUCAAGUCUGUUUCGUUCUUCUUCAUCCUGCUGGCUACCUGCUGGCACUCUCGUCUUCUGCGGAUUCUACCGUAAUAGAAACAAGGCCCAUAGAUGCAAGAUCUGCUCGGCAGGCCUUGAAAGAAUCAAACCCUUUGUUGCAAAUUGAUCAAGUCUCCAUCUAUAAAGAAUUGAUUCUCUUCAGCCUAUCGCCAAAAUGGAUUAUCUGUCCAGUAUAUGUCGACAUUUCACCGCUUUCAUUACCCUGCAGAAUAUACCCCGUCAAAACCAGAAGAGCACUGUCUGUGAAGCAAUACCCAGAAAUCGCCUUAUUCAUACGAUGCUAUCUCCUCCAAGUUCUUGCCGACCACGAUGUAACCGACACCCUUUCAAGGGUAAGGUAAAUAAGUAUCAAAGUCUCGUGCCAUUGACUCCAGAAACGCCUAGUGCUGGACGGAAGCGUAGGACCGUGCAGAAAGGGGAAUUCAGCCAAAAGAAUGGAAAGACUGCUAACUCAGAUGAUGGUGGUUCGUCUCUUGUCAAAAUUGAACGGCCUUCAAAACGAUUGAGGGUAUAUCUACGACCUCCUAAGUCUCCAUUACAGAAGGGUUUUUGCCCGUCUUCCGGCUAUGAUAGUGAACUAGAUGGCAGCACACUCAUUGAAGAUGGGCAGGGCAGCAAGGCCAAGGAAUCUAGUCUAAGCAGGGAUGAUUUUUCAACUUCUGCUUCUGAUACCUCCUCUGGAAAUGAGUGUGUUGAGUCUUCAGUGUCUCACGAGGACCAUCAACGGGUCUUUGGCGAGGCGACUGAAGUAGAAAAAGAUAAGACGGACACACCAGUGUUACAGACACCACGUUCCAAACAGCAUCGAAAAAGGAAUCCGUCUCGACGUUUAUGUAGUGCGGAAGUUUAUCGCCCAUCCCCCAAGAUUAUUGACAAGAAUCUUUUAAAGCAAAUUGUUCGCCGCGAUGCCCACGAAAGUGAUCUCAGUGAAGAAGAGAUAUAUGGUUCCAAAUAUUCAAUUAAAAGGGAGAUCAAGCGUGACUUAGACAUUGAGUUUUGCAUGGAGAAAGCAAGGAGAUGGGCUGCAGCAGUAGAAGGCCCGUCUGGAAAUUGGGCUGACGCAGAGAGAGAUCUGUAUUUCCGGUUGGCCAUGCGUGGGUUUGAGCCAGUAUUACCACACGGCUGGAAGAUGGAUUUCAUGACCCUACCGGGUUCGCUUUUUAAGCCUGCAAAUGAUCAUACUGCAUACAUAUCUAGCAGGAACGAGUUUCGAGGUAUGUACAGCCCGUCAGAAUACCACUAUAAUGACUGAUAAGAUUUUAGGUAUGAAAUUCUUUAACAAUCUUGUUACAUUGGGUGGACGUGUCAGGGACCGCAUCACUUGCCAUCUUCCCCCAGAGAAAGUGAUCAAGCAAUACUUGUGUACUUAUCUUCAGUGGACUCUACGUGACAUUGACAUGCAGAAGCGGCCGCGAUUUACACCCCCUUAUUCCGUAUAUACCCUCAAACCCAAUCAGACCACCAGAGAUGCAGUUAAUAUCAUGAACUCAAAACUUGUCGCCGUGGCUAAGGAUUAUCAAAACGCCUGGCGCCUGACCCCAAG
Trichophyton rubrum CBS 118892 is the source of this 2035-nucleotide messenger RNA. RefSeq lists its product as uncharacterized. The record is from RefSeq and is a predicted model, not a curated record. The coding region runs from base 647 to 1744 and encodes 365 amino acids. Lineage: Eukaryota; Fungi; Ascomycota; Eurotiomycetes; Onygenales; Arthrodermataceae. The transcript has a single exon.